CAAGUCCCUCCAAACCCACUCAUACCUAUAUCUCAUAAUCUCCUUCCUUUAAGACCUUCUAUACUUUCAUAAAAAAAAAGGAGUCCAAUGACUCAAAUCAUGUGCUCCUUCCGCCUCCUCCUCCUAGCAAUUCUCAUGAUCCAUUUCUCCUCAUCAGUAAAAGCAUCUUACGACGUUACUUCCUUUGGUGCCAAACCCAAUGGUCGGACAGACUCGACCAAAUCAUUCAUUAGUGCAUGGACUGCCGCCUGUCACUCAACAAACCCUGCAACCAUCCAUGUACCCUCCGGCUUCUUCCUGAUAGGUCCGGUCACCUUCAAUGGUCCUUGUAGGAGCAGUAGGAUCACCAUCCAGAUCGACGGAACCCUCGUCGCACCAUCGAAUUAUGCUAAUCUUCGCAAUCUUGAACAGUGGAUUUUGUUCGAUCAUGUCGACGGCAUCUCGGUGUACGGUGGGACCAUCGACGGCCAUGGCUCACCUCUAUGGGCCUGCAAGGCCGCCGGCCGGAACUGCCCUGCCGGUGCAAGGUCGUUAGUGUUCAGGAACUCGAAGAACAUCUUGAUCAGUGGACUGACGUCGAUCAAUAGCGAGAGGUUCCACAUCGUGAUCGAUGGCUGCCAGGUGGUGACGGUGCACGGGGUCAGGAUCACGGCCCCCGGCAACAGCCCCAACACCGAUGGCAUCCACGUCCAGUCCUCCACCGACGUCACGAUCACCGGAGCCGGCAUCAAGACGGGCGACGACUGCAUCUCGAUCGGGCCCGGCACGACGAACCUAUGGAUCGAGAAGGUCACUUGUGGACCUGGCCAUGGCAUAAGCAUUGGGAGCUUGGGGAAUGAGUACGAGGAGAAGGGGGUGGAGAACGUAACGGUGAAGACGGCGGUGUUCACGGGAACGGAGAACGGGCUGAGGAUAAAGACGUGGGGGAGGCCGAGCGAGGGGUUCGUGAAGGGAGUGGUGUUCGAGCACGCCAUGAUGCAGAAUGUCCGAAAUCCCAUCAUCAUUGACCAAAAUUACUGCCCCCAUGAGAAAAGAUGCCCUGGCCAGAAUUCUGGAGUGAAGAUUAGUCAGGUGAACUAUAUGGAUGUCCAAGGGUCAUCUGCAUCACAAGUGGGGAUAAACUUUGACUGUAGUGCCAGCAACCCAUGCACCGGAAUUGGACUGCAAGACAUCAAGCUUACCUACGGAAACAAGCCAGCAAAAUCGUUUUGUGAGCAUGUCCAUGGUACUGCCUCUGGUUCUGUUGUGCCAAGUUGCUUCUGACUCUUCGAGUUGGAAUAGUAUGUAUAGAUCGUAUGUCAGAGUAUGCAUGUGUUGAUGAAAUGGGUGAUGUAGGAUUCGUAACUUUUCUUAUCCUCCAUGUCCAAGCGUUACUCUAGUAGACAUGGAAUGGAAUAAAUAUUUAAUGGAUUGAUAUGUGUUUUUUAUUUAUAAUAAUUUCGGCCUAAACUAACGUU
Messenger RNA from Elaeis guineensis (African oil palm), 1457 nucleotides. The record is from RefSeq and is a predicted model, not a curated record. Lineage: Eukaryota; Viridiplantae; Streptophyta; Magnoliopsida; Arecales; Arecaceae.